Messenger RNA from Fomitiporia mediterranea MF3/22, 909 nucleotides. RefSeq lists its product as uncharacterized. Gene Ontology annotation, molecular function: hydrolase activity, acting on ester bonds. The record is from RefSeq and is a predicted model, not a curated record. The coding region runs from base 1 to 909 and encodes 302 amino acids. The transcript has 9 exons. Lineage: Eukaryota; Fungi; Basidiomycota; Agaricomycetes; Hymenochaetales; Hymenochaetaceae.
AUGAAGGCAGUGGCUGGUGUCAUCCUACAGUCUAUCGUGCUUCUGCUUGUAGGCGCCUUCUCCGACGCAAAACUUGCUUGGAACUCAACUGAAUUUCUAUUCACGUUUGGCGACUCUUACACCACCGAUGGCUUUAACAUUUCUGCCGGUGUAAAUUCUCCCGUACCAGGCUUUACAUCGUCGAAUGGUCAGAACUGGGUGCAGUUUUUGGGAGGAACGUACAAUAUCACGAAUACAAAGGUCUUCAACUUGGCUUCGGGAGGUGCAACUAUCGACGCCGCCCUGGUCACUCCAUUUGAACCGACAGUCUUGUCCAUCGUCGAUCAAGUUGCACAAUUCGACCAGUUUUUGGCUCCUAAACCCGAGGGUGCUCAAUGGAGUGGCAAUAACUCCCUGUUUGCAAUUUGGAUCGGAAUUAACGACGUUGGGAACUCCUUUGCUUGGACAAACGUUACACAGUCUGGGUUUCACCAAGUCUUGAUGGCACGGCUCUUCAAGCAGAUUGAGGACCUCUAUCAGUAUGGCGCUCGCAAUUUCCUAUUCUUGACCGUCCCACCCACGAAUCGCGCACCUUUGAUCAUCGAACAAGGAGAACCUUCAAUCACACUGAUUACAAGCGCUUUAGCAGACUACAAUGCCCAACUCGCCGAGAACGUGCAGGCAUUCAAUGCGAACCACACAGACGCAAAUGCAAAUGUCUUCGACACCGUCCCGAUUUUCAACACGCUUUUGGAUAAUGCAGAUACAUUUGGAUUCGUGAAUGUCACCGGUUUCUGCGAUGCCUACCAGAACGGAACGCCACAAUUGACGACUCAAAUCCCGCCUUGUGCACCAGUAUCGAGUUACUUUACACAACAUUCUGGCGCAUUCAAUCUCGACGUUUCUCAGUACCUAAGGAUUGGAAGUUGA